Molecule: messenger RNA, 600 nt
Organism: Colletotrichum truncatum
Lineage: Eukaryota; Fungi; Ascomycota; Sordariomycetes; Glomerellales; Glomerellaceae
Source: RefSeq, a predicted model, not a curated record
AUGGACACCCUCCCCCAGAUUUUCUGCCUACCCACUCUUAUCUCGUCUUCCUUGCUGCACAGCCCACACGCAUACAGAGUCGUCUUUGUCUAUUGCAAGCACAACUGUCCGUCGUCAUCGUCUCCCCUGUCCCGCUUUCAACUCCAGCCUUGCAGCACCGAAUCUGAUGAUCUACCGCAUUUAUCUCCUAGCAUCAGAUUGGCGUCUGGCAUCCCCGGCCGACAUGGACAUCAACGCCCGCAGUGCUUGACUCCUCAAAGCUUGCCUACUCAUACGUCACGUAGACACACACACACACGCACACAUCAACAUGUCAUCCAUAUUUGGCACAGCGCAAACACACAACCCAUUCGGCUACGGAAGCUUAUCUGCAACGCAUGCCGGCCGACGCCGCCCCCUCGCCGGUGCAGUCCUCCACAACCACAACUGCAUCAAAGAGAGGCGACAGUUUACCAAUUUUGUUUAGAGCUAUCGCGUGCCGCUUGUAACCAUCGGCAGGAUGCCGCUCCUCUCACAAUCUCUUGCUCGCACAGUGCGACGAUACCCGAACAAAUUCGAACUUUGCGAUAUCAAUACUUGAACAUCGUCUGGCAACGGUGA